This is a messenger RNA of Saitoella complicata NRRL Y-17804, 1686 nucleotides long. RefSeq names its product FAD/NAD(P)-binding domain-containing protein. NCBI's taxonomy places the organism in Eukaryota, Fungi, Ascomycota, Saitoellomycetes, Saitoellales, Saitoellaceae. Gene Ontology annotation, molecular function: NADH dehydrogenase activity. The transcript is spliced from 2 exons. Bases 1 to 1686 code for a protein of 561 amino acids. The record is from RefSeq and is a predicted model, not a curated record.
AUGAGUUUCGGGUCUGGUGGUGCAAAGGGACAGGCGGGGAAGGUCCCAUCGGGGAGGAGGGAGUUCCACUCCAGUCCUGUUCGCCGUCACGAGAUUCAGGAUGAACCCUUGGACUUUGAGAAACCCCUCGUUAACUCGCACCUCCCCGAGGGUUCAGUGGCUCCUAUCACGGAAGCUGAUCAUGUCUCAACCGUUUCCCAUGAGACGGUCGUGAAUGUUUCGCCGGCGACUUUGGCUGCCCUGACAAAGGGUAAGCUGAGGUCUCAGACGAGAAGUUUCAGCACCAGUGGCUGUAGGCCUUCGAAGCACCUCGUUAUUCUUGGUUCUGGGUGGGGCGGGUAUAAGCUCCUCAACCAGGUAUCAACCAAGUAUCACCAGGUUACCGUCAUCUCUCCUCGCACGUACUUUGUCUUUACUCCUCUCCUCGCAUCCACUGCUGUCGGGACCUUGGAGUUCCGUUGUGCGAUGGAGCCCGUGAGGUCUCGUUACCGUGGUAUUUUCCGGUGGAUGAGUAAGAAGGGCGAGGGUGUGAACUUGAUCGAGGCCUUUGCGGAUAAUAUUGAUUUCGCGAGGAAGAAGGUUGAGUGUGUGACGCAGUUUACUCCGGUGAAGGAGGAGACUACAUUGGAUAGGAGUGCUGCUGAGGACGAGUGUCCUGGCGAGAUGUCUAUCAAUGGACGCAUGAAGGAUGGGAGGAGGAAGUUUGAGGUUGAGUAUGAUGAUCUUGUCAUUGCUGUCGGUGCGUACAGUCAGACUUUUGGAACGCCGGGGGUGAAGGAGCAUGCAUAUUUCUUGAAGGAUGUUGGUGAUGCGAGGAGGAUUCGUGCGAGAAUCUUGCAUUGCUUCGAGUUGGCUGCGUGCCCCUCUACCACCGAGGAGGAGAGGAGGCAGCUUCUCCACUUCGUUUGCGUGGGUGGUGGGCCUACUGGUGUUGAGUUCGCCGCUGAGCUCCAUGAUCUGAUUCAUGAUGAUUUGGCCUUGCUUUACCCCGAGCUGUAUCAUCUGGCAAGCAUCUCCUUGUUCGACGUUGCCCCAAGGAUCCUUGGAAGUUUUGACGAGAACUUGGGAGAGUAUGCGAGGGCGAAGUUUGCUAGAAGUGGGAUUCGGAUCAGGACUGGAACUCAUGUGACGAAGAUUGAGGAGGGCAAGGUCUACACCAAGGAGAGUGGUAUGGAGAGGUUCGGAAUGAUGGUCUGGGCGACUGGACUCCACGCCAACCCCCUCGUCGAGGAGAUGAAGGGCGUGCUCAAGGACAAGAGGACCGGCAGUGUCCUAACUGACGGCCGCCUCCGUGUCGUCGACGAGAAGGGCCAGCCUGUUGAUGGUGUCUACGCUAUUGGCGAUUGCGCUGCGAUUAAGGAUGGCGAGAUCCUUCCUGCCACCGCACAAGUCGCCAACCAGAAAGCCAUCUACCUCGGCAACUCCCUCAACGCCAUCGCUCGUUCCGGUACACCCUCUUACGAACCUGAACCGUUCAAGUUCCUCAACCGUGGAGCGAUGGCUUACAUCGGCGGUUGGAAAGCCAUCGUCCAGCCUGCGAAGUCUGGUGGGCUUUCGGGUCGUGCUGCGUGGAUAUUGUGGAGGACUGCGUACUUGUCGAUGAGUGUAAGUUUGAGGAACAAGAUUUUGAUUCCUACGUAUUGGUUGUUGAACUUUGUCUUUGGGAGGGAUAUCACUAGGUUUUGA